Messenger RNA from Pelodiscus sinensis (Chinese soft-shelled turtle), 1735 nucleotides. Lineage: Eukaryota; Metazoa; Chordata; Testudines; Trionychidae. The record is from RefSeq and is a predicted model, not a curated record.
UGAACACGGAUUAGCGCUGAGCCCCCAGAAUGAAGCGACUGAUCCUUUUGGUGCUUUGCCUCUGGCUGGCCAGUGGGUUGCAAAGGGUGCCCCUGAAAAGACACAAAUCCCUGCGGAAAAUCCUGAGGGAGCAUGGGCAGUUGUCCAAAUUCUGGAAGGCCCAGAAUCUAGACAUGGUCCAAUACACUGAAGACUGUUCUGCCAUCCCAGAAACUAACGAGCCACUCAUCAACUAUCUGGACAUGGAGUAUUUCGGACAGAUUUCUAUUGGGACCCCUCCUCAGAAUUUCACCGUGUUAUUCGACACUGGCUCCUCCAAUCUCUGGGUUCCAUCGAUCUAUUGUGUCAGCAAAGCCUGUGCUGUGCAUUCCAGAUUUCAUCCAUCCGAUUCCAGCACCUACAAUGAGGUUGGGACUCCCUUCUCAAUUCAGUAUGGGACUGGCAGUUUGUCGGGAAUCAUUGGCUCAGAUCAAGUCACUGUUGAAGGCAUCACUGUCAGCAAUCAGCAGUUUGCAGAGAGCGUCAGUGAGCCAGGAACCACUUUUCUGGAUUCAGAGUUUGAUGGGAUUCUUGGGCUGGCCUACCCAUCGCUGGCAGUGGAUGGGGUUACCCCUGUGUUUGAUAAUAUGAUGGCACAAAAUCUGGUGGAUCUGCCCAUCUUCUCAGUCUACAUGAGCAGGAAUGCGGAUUCCUCUGCUGGGGGAGAAAUAUUAUUUGGUGGCUUUGAUCCUUCUCAUUUCAGCGGGACUCUGAACUGGGUGCCAGUCACUAAACAGGGAUACUGGCAAAUCCAAUUAGACAACAUACAGGUGGGCGGGACCGUGGCCUUCUGUGCAGAAGGAUGCCAGGCAAUAGUGGACACCGGGACAUCUCUCAUCACGGGUCCUUCCAAAGACAUAAAAGAGAUGCAAAAUUAUAUUGGUGCGGUGCCCAUGGAUGGCGAGUAUGCCGUGGAAUGCAAUAACUUGAACGUGAUGCCUGAUGUUACCUUCACCAUCAAUGGGAUCCCAUACACCCUCAAUCCCCAGGCCUACACACUCACGGAUAUUAGUGACGGCAUGACCUUCUGCACCAGCGGCUUCCAGGGACUGAACAUGCAACCACCAGCUGGGCCGCUUUGGAUUCUGGGUGAUGUUUUCAUUGGCCAGUUUUACUCUGUCUUUGACCGUGGAAAUAACAGAGUUGGGCUGGCACCAGUUGUCCCUUAAGAGAGUAUGACCUAAUGAUCAGAGUAAGGCAGUGAGAAUCAAUGGUGAGCUUGAUUCUGUUCCUGCCAUUGCCACUGUGUGACCUUGGGCAAGUGACUUCAUAUCACUUUGUGCCUCAGUUUACCCACCUGUAAAACAUAAAUCAUACUGAUCUCCUUUGCAAGCUGCCUGGAAAUUCUUGAUGGAAAUGCGCUAUGGAAAUGCAAAGUUUAUCCAGAGGCAUGUCUGUGAUCAGUACAAAAAUGUCAUUGGCAACUUUGUUAUAGCCAGUUUACAGCUUUUUUUUUCUCCCGCUUGAAUCAAUGCAGAUUUUCAUUCAAUAAAAAGAGGAUUUCAAUGAUCAUUUUCACAUCUAAAGCUGCAAGAAUCAAACAAAAUUAGAUCUGGAAGCGCCUGCAGAAAACAAAGCUGGUUUUGCUAGGCUGAAUUGUGCACGGUGGCAUUACCCUUCAUCCCCAGGAACUAAAAGCCUUGGAUAUGCCUCAAAUAAUUCCUCAUGGAAUCUCCAUCGUUGGAGAUAUUUAAAA